Molecule: messenger RNA, 831 nt
Organism: Cucurbita maxima (winter squash)
Lineage: Eukaryota; Viridiplantae; Streptophyta; Magnoliopsida; Cucurbitales; Cucurbitaceae
Product: heavy metal-associated isoprenylated plant protein 23
Exons: 3
Coding region: 178-633 (151 amino acids)
Molecular function (GO): metal ion binding
Source: RefSeq, a predicted model, not a curated record
CAUGUAGCCAUCUCAAAACCAGAGCGAGACGCAGAGAAAGCAUUCUUUUCUUCAACUUAGUUUGACUUUUGCAUUUUCCCCACUGUCCAAACACUGUCUUCUUCCUUUUUCCUCUGGGUUUUGCUCCUGUGAGCUUCUGUACCUUUCCCUUUUCAACUAUAUCGAUUAAAGAGCGAAAUGGGUGUUGGUGGGACUUUGGAGUACUUGUCAGAUUUGGUGGGUAGUAGCCAUAGACACAACAAGAAGAAACAGCUUCAAACUGUGGAGCUCAAGGUCAGAAUGGACUGUGAUGGCUGUGAACGUAAGGUCAAGAAUGCCCUCUCUUCACUCAGUGGGGUGAAAUCUGUGGAGAUAAACAGGAAGCAGCAGAAGGUGACAGUAGCAGGGUAUGUUGACGCAAUCAAGGUGCUGAAGAAGGCAAAGUCCACAGGGAAGAAGGCGGAGAUAUGGCCAUAUGUUCCCUACAGCUUAGCGUCGCAGCCUUACAUUGCUCAGGCAUAUGACAAGAAGGCACCACCAGGGUAUGUCAGAAAUGUGGAGCACACUGUCACUAUUGCUUCUGUUACCAAAUAUGAAGACCCUUAUAGCAACAUGUUCAGUGAUGACAACCCAAAUGCAUGCUCUAUCAUGUAACUUUUUUCUGCUAAAACAAGUCUCGUGUUUUGUGCCUCUCUCUAUAUCUCUCUUCUGCUUAAUUUCUGUCAAAAAAACAAUGAUUCUGGUAAUGAUAUGUAUGGGUUGUUAGUUGUUAACAGAUGAUGUAAGGGAUUACCUUAUUUCUGAUGUUGUUUAAAAGGAUGCAUGAUGUUUUAACUUCCUGUUUGUGAGACG